AUGAAAUCUUACCUACGACUGGAUUCAAACCAUCCAAAGCUUUAUAUGAAUGCCAUCAUUCGUUUUCUUCUUGGGACAUUAGGUAGCCAAAACCUAAGACUCAAUUAGCCUGCAAUCGACAAAUAUCCUCGACACCAAAAAUUCGCCUCGAUGCCAUAUUCAAUAAUUACCUGUACAGAAUUAUUGUAUGAGCUCCAAAGGGAGCAUUCUUUCAUUCUAAUAUAUAUACCGACAUUCAGGAGAAAUUUUAGGGGCAGGUGAAAAGAGAGAUUAGGAGCUGGAUUCCCGCUUGGGGAUCCAAUUCACUUUGACAAACAUACCAUUGUCGAAAUUCGGCUAUUCAGGAGACUGUCAACCAAAAAUAAUACGGCAACACCUCAAUUGUCGAUCGAGGACAAUAAGUAUUGUCCCUAUUCAAACCACGAACACCAUAUUGUGCAGGACUCACAAUAUAUAUCGCCAUGGCGAGAACAUAUUUAAAGCACCAAAGCCCUCAGGGUUUUGGGAAGUUUUCUCCUUCUUCCUCGUCCGACAAAGCGUACGCUCGAUUCCAAUCGAAAGCUCACAACACAAUUCUCAAGAACCCACAUCGAAAGUCCGAGAGACCCCAGCCUCGAAAUCUUCCUCUUCCACUUCGUAUCAAACAGAUCAAGAUGUCGACUUCGGCUUCUCCCUCAACAAAGCGUACCCGCCCCAUCACUGAUGUCGGCAACCACCCCAUCAAACACAGAAGAGUAUCGUCGGCUCCUGUAAUCGGCUCUUUUAUUCGUGAGCGUCCCGCCAGAUGUUCCUCUGAACCGCCGACUGGUCUUGAAGGCUGUGGCAUCCUCGAAGAUGUUUCUUCGAAGUGUAACCCCACACCAAUUACCAAGGCCGACAAGGAUCAUUACCUUCGUCGAGCCAAGAACUUCUCUCACAACUGGACCAACCGACGCAAACGGCAUUUGGCCAAGAAAGUACGAUCAGACUGGAGCGGUAUGCCCAGUUCUGCCCAGCAAGGAAUGAAAAACUUGACUGGAGUUCUCUGUUAUCGCCACAGCCUCUUCCAAGCAAUUCUCCAUUGCCCCCAAGUCGCACAUUGGUUGCGCACGUACCAUUCCGAGGAGUCUUGUAUUGUAGACAAGCAAGCCAGCUGUGCUGCCUGCCAGUUGCGUACUGUCAUCCAAACCUACUGGUCUGGAAAGUCUGCCGAGCUGACCAAGGCCCUCGAGAACGUCAACAAGGUCUUUAAGACCAAUGGUUGGAGCCAAAGCGGCCAAGCCGAUCCAGAUGAGCAACUCACUUGGCUGAUCGGACAGAUGCGCGAGCAGUUACCUCAACAGAUAUAUGCCUAUCUUGACGCCUUCAUCAACUUCAGCCUCGAUUCGUCGACUAGCUGUACCAAGUGCGGCCACGUCUGCACUAACUUUGGUGAGACGGAAGGUGUUCUCUCAGUCGAGCUUCUGCCGAGAAUCAACGGCGAUCUCUCAAAGUACUUGAACAAGUACUUUUCGUACUCAGUCGAAGGGUAUAAAUGCGACGAAUGCAAGGAGACGUCCGACAACCGGCGUUCUCGUCUGAUCUCGCACUCCCCCGACGUCGUCAUCCUUCAGAUGAUGAGAUUCGACCCCAUGGGGCGAAAAGACAAGCACCCAGUCCCGUUCUCGUCCACCCUCGAUCUGAACGCAUAUCGGACGAGUACAAACAAGACCAACUCGACAUACAGCCUCGCGGCUGUCGUCCAGCACUCGGGAGGAACGGGUGGCGGCCACUACCGCUGUGUUGCGAGAGGAAAGGACCAAAACUGGAACAUCUUUGAUGACGCGAGAGUCAUCAGAGGAAAGGAAAGCGUGGCACUCGACCCAGGAAGUAAGGGAAAGAGCUGGACCCCGUACCUUCUGUUCUUCCAGCGAGAGAGGAAGUGAGGAGGUCAUACCUCACUUCCUCUCGAGCUUGAUCCAUGAUUUACUCUAGGUCGGAACGAAUGUGGCUUGUUACUGUAAAAUAGAUAGAUUGUGGUACAAUGAAAAAUGGCCUCGUAGUGUAUUAUGGUGGCUUUGUGGCAUUGCAGUUCGGCGGCUGUUUUUACUGUUUUUCGGUAGCGCUGGCAUUAGUGGAGUUUGGGAAGAUACUAUGUGGAAAGGCGAUACAGCACAUGAGUGAAUUGAUUGCUCCUGCCCGCUGUGGCCUCAAAAGCUUCAUCUUCGAUAGAGUGACUUGUGUCUGAGCGUCCU
This is a messenger RNA of Hyaloscypha bicolor E, 2213 nucleotides long. Its product is annotated as cysteine proteinase. Gene Ontology annotation, cellular component: nucleus; cytosol. Lineage: Eukaryota; Fungi; Ascomycota; Leotiomycetes; Helotiales; Hyaloscyphaceae. The transcript has 7 exons. The coding region runs from base 462 to 1904 and encodes 480 amino acids. The record is from RefSeq and is a predicted model, not a curated record. Gene Ontology annotation, molecular function: cysteine-type endopeptidase activity; cysteine-type deubiquitinase activity. Gene Ontology annotation, biological process: protein deubiquitination.